AUGGCACCAUGGGAGGAUUUCAACCACAUAUUCAGCUUCAACAAGAAAUAUCAUUACGAUGCAAAAGUUAUUGAGCAGAUCACCUCCAACCGCCGCGCAUUGGAGAACCAGCUCUUCGCUGAUCGCUUGUUGGGAUUACUAGGCAUUAAAGGAGUGACCAAGGUCUAUCCCCCGAAGACCAAUGCGGACCUCAAGUCACUGGUUGACCACAUCGUCGCUUCCGAACUCGACAUCCAUCACAAACAAGCCUUGAUUUAUUACAUUCUCAAGGACUGUCGCAGUGCGCCAGAUGCGGCGGCAUCAUUUGCGCGCUCAUGUCAUUUACCAGAGAAGUACCGGCUCUUCAUUGAAGGCCUUUGGAAUAUGGAUCGUCUGGAGUUCCGACGCGCAAUCGAGAACCUCGCCGAACCUUCUCUCAUUCCUACCUUCCCCGAUGAAAUCCUCUACGCCCUCACUCUCUCACAACUUCCCAAACAUGACGACAGUCUUGCCAUCGCCUAUUAUCUUACCGCUUCGCCACCUUUAGCUACUGAGAAGGUACAACGAGCGUUCUUCGAAGUUCUAUGCCGAUCCAACGUCACCGAAGCAUUCUAUUUUUCACGAAGAUACGACGAGUCCCAACGGCACAGCUUCUUUCUGCAGCUGGUCGAAUUCAUUCACAAGACUGCGGCUGGGCAAAAUCGCGGCAGGCGCGCGAUGGAAUUGGUUGGGUUGCCGCUUGAUGACGAUGAGGAAGUAUGGUUUGAAGAGACUUUGCUCAGAGGGACCGCUAGCACACUCCCUGGUGCUAAAGAUACGCUCAUGAUGCGCCAACUGGCAACUGGUAAGGUUGAUAGUCUGGCAACAGAGCUGGAGGCCUUGGGCGGUAAAAAAGUGGAUGGCCUCAACUGGGAUGAUCUACGGGAAAGCAUGCAGCAUACACAACUGUUGGAAUGA
Molecule: messenger RNA, 936 nt
Organism: Penicillium angulare
Lineage: Eukaryota; Fungi; Ascomycota; Eurotiomycetes; Eurotiales; Aspergillaceae
Product: ELYS family protein
Exons: 3
Coding region: 1-936 (311 amino acids)
Source: RefSeq, a predicted model, not a curated record